Molecule: messenger RNA, 582 nt
Organism: Dovyalis caffra
Lineage: Eukaryota; Viridiplantae; Streptophyta; Magnoliopsida; Malpighiales; Salicaceae
Source: the annotation of a GenBank genome assembly
AUGGGCUUGGCCAUAUCUAGACUUGUGAAGCUACUUUUUGCAAGAAAAGAAAUGAGGAUUCUGAUGGUAGGUCUAGAUGCUGCUGGAAAAACUACAAUUCUCUACAAGUUGAAGCUUGGAGAGAUUGUUACUACCAUACCUACUAUAGGGUUUAAUGUGGAAACCGUUGAAUACAAAAAUGUUAGCUUCACUGUCUGGGAUGUUGGAGGACAGGAUAAGAUUCGACCAUUAUGGAGACACUACUUCCAGAACACCCAGGGCCUCAUAUUUGUGGUAGAUAGCAAUGACAGAGAAAGGAUUACAGAAGCCAAAAAUGAGCUUCAUCGGAUGCUGAGCGAGGAUGAACUGCCUGAUGCAACACUGCUUGUAUUUGCCAAUAAGCAAGACCUUCCAAAUGCUAUGAGUGUUUCAGAAAUCACUGAUAAGCUUGGUUUGCACUCUUUGCGCCAGCGCCGUUGGUACAUUCAAGCUACUUGUGCUACCUCAGGCCAAGGACUAUAUGAAGGUCUUGAUUGGCUGUCCAGCAAUAUCUCUAGCAAGGCAAGCAAAUUAAACUCCAUACAUUCACUAAUUAACCUGUGA